This is a messenger RNA of Ceraceosorus bombacis, 5244 nucleotides long. Lineage: Eukaryota; Fungi; Basidiomycota; Exobasidiomycetes; Ceraceosorales; Ceraceosoraceae. The record is from the annotation of a GenBank genome assembly.
AUGCAGCCUAGACGGACGCGUAAACAUGGCAUGCUCACCUCCGAGGGCGAAGCAUCGAAGCAAUUGGACGCACAGCCUACCCUAGGCAUGCUGUCUGCGACAAGUGCGCAUUCGCAGACUUCAGAUCAGAUCAGCACCCACGUCAGUGAUCGCUGGACACCGAGAGCGCGCAAUCGCACGUCCGGCAGCGCUUCUGAGGAUGAAAGCAGCUCAGAGGCGACUCGCGAUACCUCCCUCGAAAUAUCACCACAGCACGCUGUGGACCCGCGCGCUCCAAUUCAGCCCACAGCUUCGAGCUCCGAAGCUGCCGAAGCUUUCAAUAUGACUCUUCAGCGUCCCACCGUUUCCCACAAGGAACGCCAGCACUUCGCAACAGCUGCAGGCCCUCACACGUUGGAACGUCAAUUCUCUGCUAUAGUGAGCAUGACGCCCCCGGCUCGGCUAGGUGGUGGUGUGCCAGAGGGCUGGUCAAAUCUUCGCAAAGCAGACAUACCAGCCACAGACGGUAGAGCAGCUUUGCAAAAGCCGUAUUACAAUGCUUAUUCGCACGAAGCUGUGCAAACUCCAAGCGGUCUACCUCGCUCGCAUGCGCGCUCUUCUCUGCUUGGGGCAGCAAAUCUUCGCAUGACUUCGGAUCAUGGGGCCACAAUGCCUGAGCAAGACGAUGACUCACCAGUGCCUGUUCGUCGUGGUCUGCGUCACGGCUCUCACGCUCGAGCCAAGACCGACUCUGCUGCACCACGACCUGAGAGUGCGGUUGCAAGCCGAAGGCGACGGGUGCCAACAUUCCUCCAAUCCCGACCAGACGCCUCCGAGGGACUUGACAACAAUUCAGAUUCAGACGCCGAAGAUGCACCACCGCCCAGCCCCAGUCCGAUGGGCGAUCUUGCAUUUCCACAGACCACGAUGUGCGAUGCACAGGAAAGCGAUGGUGGGCUACACUCCAGGGCACGUAUGUCGCGCGAAAGACUUUUGAGCAACGGCGACGAUGGAUCAGGAGAGCGUCGCCGCACUCCAGGGUUGGUGCUUGGACUAGGACUCUUCGGGGCCAACGAUCAAGUUGCAGGGAGUGCCGCUGCUGGACCAUCGCGCUCUUCGACUGGAAGCAGCUUGCGCUCGGCGGCUAGCAGCGCCACCAUUGGUGCUUCCUCUCGUACAAGCGCUCGCGACAGCAGCGGCGAUCUGGCGGUAGAGGCGCCGGCGGAGAAUAUGUCGACGAGCACCACACCCUUUAAAAGGCGGGCCGGAGAGCGCUCCAGCCAGGAACACUUGCGCAAUCGAGCGCACUCUUCAACUUCUGUUCACGAGCGCCCUCCGCUGGGCCAGGACCUCCACGCUACGCCAAUGUCGCGCACUGCAAUCGGAAGUGCUUCCAGCGAGGGCCGCUUGACAUUGGCAGUCCAGCGAGCGGAAAGCCCAUGUCCGCCUUCUGGCCACGCAGCUUCGGGGCAAGAGUGCCUGCCGACCAGGCGCACAGCGAAACGCCGCUCUUUAGGCGCAUUCGCACACGACCUUGGUGCGAUGCCAAGCGUGGCACCUCAAAAAGGUAAAAGUGCGAUGGAGAGCUCGCGAACGGCGAUGAGCAGCAUUGCAGCCCGCCACAAGCGUACUAGCAUGCCUGUCAGCUCGCAGAUGCCCCUUCAUAAAGAUGGCAUGCAGAUGCCGACCUCUUCCACCGGCCAUGCGGUCGAAAGCACCGGCGCAGAGGGUGACGACAGUGGAGUCGCCUUCGGUAGUCCGGUAGCCGGUAAGCGUGGCCCUGGCUACCUCGGCGUCACAGGUGCAUCCGGCACGCCUGCGCAUAGUGCACACCUGAAUCUUGGGCGCGGCCAUGCCCGAGAUCCACAUCCUUUCAGCGUACGUGAGCGGUCAGCGUUGGCCAGGGAGACCAGCCUGAGCGACGGUGUCAACUCCCAGGAAAGCUCACCAGAUGCUUCUCAAAGGUCACUACGUCCUGGCUCGGCUAAUGAGAUGCUCGGCAGCCCAGCGUCGCACAUCAGUGGGAGUGCUCAGCGGGACGGUGCGCACUACACGACGCCACAAAAUUUCAAGAAUGCUAAGCCUCUAGCCACUGCAUUUAUGUCGACCGGUCUUGUCAGCAAGCAGCGAAGUCGACCCGCCACUGCUACUGGCGACAUUGUCCCUCCGCUGCCUCCCAGCUUUGCGCCCUCUGCCUGGUCCCAAGCGCCCGGUGUAAGUGCUCAAGUUGCUGGGCAUUCUCUAGGCAACAGCGCAAGUGCGCUUGGGCUGCGGGAAGUCGUAGCCGCUGCCCAGGCACACGCCGCAGCCAACUGCUCUGCAACUACAACAAUGCCUGACACUCCGGUCAAGAGGAACGCGGCGUCUGGAGACAUUUCUCAUUCAAAGAUCGCUGGCCUUGCGCCACAGCCUCCGCCCAGCGUUCUCAGGCCAUCGACUCACAGUGUGCUCGAUAGAAGUGGAGCAGGCGCUCGUGCCCGUUCCCGCUUGAGCCAUGGCUCUCCUGUCUUUGACUCGCAGUCCAGCUGCAGCAGCGGUGCUAGCGCGUGUGGAGACUCUCCACUCCUACCAGACGCAUGCGAAAGCCCGACCAUGAACCUAAUGUCGGUCAGCGGUCCUCUGGGAGAUGGACACCCUCCUGCCGCCUCGCAGGGACAGAUUUGGGGGCGCAGAGCAAGUACGUUGAUGCCCCCAUCGAUCCUUGCAGCUCAGGCUCGGACCGGUCCGUCAUCCUCAACGCCAGCGAGAGGUGCGCCUCAUCACCUCAAGAUUUCUUCCCCUCUACCGCGGACGGUCUCGCCGCCUGGAGGCUUGACACACUCGAACCAGCCGUCUUCGAGCGCCCUUAGCUUUGGCAGCAGUGUCGAUCAGACGACCGCACGGUCUGCCUCUCCACACAGAAGCGACUUUCUAGAUAAGGGCUCCUCCGCAUCGUCAUUCCUUGCACACCGACGCCGACAAACCAAUGCACUUCGCGCAAACGCGCCGGAUAGAGUCGAUACCACCAUUCUUGCGGGCGAGGAUCCUGCCGCUGCUUCGGCAACCGCAAACCCGUUUGCUCGUCCGCCUCUGUUGCGCAGCAAAACUGGAAGCAGGCCAGGGCUUGCCUCAGGUCGCCAAAGCUCUUUUGGCUUGACCUUCGAUCAGAGCCAGGGCUGGCUGGGCGGUAGCUCUAGUGGAGCUCCAAGCCCAGCGUUUGGCCCCGGUUGCGUGCCUCAGACGCCCACGCGCAAUAACAGCAUCAAGUGGUUCGAAGGUAAGUGGCUGAACAUUUGAGCUGCAAGGAGCCUUGACUACAAUUGACACACCUCCUUGGCUGCACAGCUGCGCAAUUGAUCACGACGCCUUCUCCUUCUUCUAGAAGGAACGCCGAGGCUGCCGUCUCGAAGAGAAGCAGCUUUUCGGGCCGCGUUUCUUCCAGAGGAGUGGCACGGAUGAAUCAACUGGCAGAGAUGCGACGCCGCUCAUCUUUGGUUCCUGAGCAUUUUGUCACAGCCUCGCGGAAGCUCAGAAAUGCUUUGGCGAGUCCUUUGCAGAGCCCUCAAAAGCCCGGCUCUGCCUCUUUCGAGGCGCGCUUCAUUGUGCACUCCAUAUUGGGUUCUGGGGAGUUCAGCGAAGCUGUAAAGGCAGAAGAGCGCACCACUGGUUGUAUCUACGCCGUCAAACGCAUGAAACGCUCCUUCACGGGUCCGCGGGAUCGGCUAAGACACCUGGAAGAAGUCGACAUACUUAGACACCUUUCACAAGCCCAGAAUGGCGAAGGCCACCCCAACGUAGUGUCGCUCGUGGACGCUUGGGAAGAGGGCGGUCAUCUCUACGUCCAGACGGAACUUUGUCCCCUGGGUACGCUCUCUUUUUUCCUGGAGGAGUUUGGCAACUUGGCCGGGCAGCUCGAUGAGGCACGACUCUGGAAGGUUCUUGCUGAAAUGACGGCGGGUCUGGAUCACGUCCACUCGAACGGUAUCCUGCACUUGGACUUGAAGCCAGCGAACGUCUUCAUCACAGAGGUUGGCACACUCAAGCUUGGUGACUUUGGACUCGCUACGAGGUGGCCUCCCGUCGAUCCUGCGACCAUUCUGCGUGGCGCACGGGUGAGCAACGAGGAUCUUGCUAGCUCUGACGAAGCCAUCAACGAGCUGUACGCCAGCUCUGGCCAGGCGGUGCGAGCGCGUCAAGCCUCGAAGGGUUCCAAAGUCGAACGCGAGGGAGAUCGCGUCUACAUGGCACCUGAAAUCAUGGCUCGCGGGCAGAGCGGCACCGCCGCUGACAUAUACAGGUGAGUCGGAGACGGUCAUCUGAUAUGCGGGCUAGGCAGUGCUUCGACUGACUUGUCUUCCAUUCAUGCAACGUAGUCUCGGUCUGAUCAUGCUUGAAGCAGCGGGCAACGUCAUUUUGCCGGAUAAUGGAGAGGCCUGGCACAAGCUGCGUUCUGACGAUACGUCGGACGUGGAUUUGUCUGCAUUCAGCGUCUCGCUGGUGCGCUUGAUCAAAGCCAUGAUGGCGUCCGAUCCUGCGCGUCGUCCCUCUGCAAAGCAAAUCUUGGCACAUCCCGUUGUCGCUGCAGUGCGCCAGAAGAUGUCGGCUGGCUUGAUGGCAUCAGAGCUGGAUCAGUUGCCAGAUUUCGAGGUGCCUUUGUCGGAGAUCAACCACUCCAUCUCACCCAACGGUAGCAUUUCCAAUCCUACCAUCGCGGAUCGAAAGGAUGCCGACGGUGAUAGCGAGAUGUCGGACAUCGGGGGGAGUCCUUUGGUCGGCAAAGACAUGGAACGGUCCUCCUCCGCGUCUUCUGCCCUGGGUCUAGUCGGCUUGCCCGCUUCAGCACCAUGCGAGGGCGAUAGAUCAGCACGAGAUCAGGAGCGAGUGUUGGACAUUCGCGGCUCCCUGGUGCACGAGCCGGACGACUUUGUGCUCGAGGUCCUCAAAGCUGAUCCAGAUCCCGAGGCUCGGCGCCUGUCUCCCGAUCUCCAAUCACAGUGGCAAUUCGACGCGGACAGUGUCAAUGGAGAACCCAUCCUCCAUGCUGCGGGAAGCGAAGGCGAGCAAGUGGGCACGGAGUCCCACUUUGGAGCUCAUUUUGCCCCUUCGCCGUACGUUUCGAGGAUCUUGCAUCAUGGGGGCGGAGCUUCGCCAAGCAAGGCUGGCCAUCACUCCUUUGACGAGGAUGAUGAUGAUGGGCAAGACAUGGAAGUGGAUGUGCAGAUCGAAAUCACGACGCCCCAACUCGAUGAAGACGACGACAUCUUCAACAUUUCGACCGCUGCGUGA